Molecule: messenger RNA, 1207 nt
Organism: Paramecium pentaurelia
Lineage: Eukaryota; Ciliophora; Oligohymenophorea; Peniculida; Parameciidae
Source: the annotation of a GenBank genome assembly
AUGAAUUUUGAGAAUAUUGUGAAAUUUAUGGAGAAAUCAGAAGCUUGUUUAAAUUAUGAAUUAAUUAAUGCACCUUUUGUACCUAAUACAUUUUCAUUGUGGAGAGAUGUUGUAUAUGAAAAUGUAGAUUCUAAUUAAUGGUUUGAGUUUGUGAAACAGAUUGACAAAUAAUUAUUUUUAAAAUAUUUGGAGAAGGUUAGAGAAGCAUAUGCAAGAAAACUAUCUUAUUAAGAUUUAAAGUUAAAUGUUAGAUAUGAUUUAGAUGAUUAAAAAUUGAAGAUCAUAUUCGAAAAUAAUUUAAGUAAUAGAGUUUUAAAAUCUUCAAAUAGAAAAAUAAGUUGAUGCUUUAACAGUACAUCUUUCGUAUUAUAAAGCUUAAGUUGAAUAUACUUAUGAUUUAUUAAGAAGAAUACAUACAUAUAAAUUUGUAGAUUAUAAUGUAGAAUAAAUAUAGACAUAGUAAAAAGAUUAAACUUUGUAUUAGAAAUAUUUAGAUAAAAUUGUAAUGAUUAUAUAAAUUCAAUAUAUAGAUGAGGGGAUUCAUAUCAAAUGUUUAAGAUAUUGCAACUGAAAAGAUAAAGGAAUACUGUGCAACUAGAUUAAUAAAGAAUAAUUCAUUUUUGGAAUCAGGGAAAUCAUUUUUUAAAUAAUUCUUAUUUAAUGGAGGAGUUACUGUUGCUAAAUUAAGUAAUAUUAAUUUAGGUUUAUUUGUAUGUAAUUUAAUAAAUGAUUUAGAUUGGUGGAAUAAUAGCAGAAUAAAUUGUCAGUAAAGUAGCAUCGAGUAUGAUGAUAUAGAGGGUUAGUUCAAAAUUAGAUUAAUUGUAAUUGGAACUUGAUUAGAUGAUAAAUGAAUUAACAUAUAUAAAUUCAGAUUUUGAUCAUUUAAUUUAUAGAGCAGCAGAAGAAUUUCCUAGAAAUUUUGAAUAAAAUAAAACAUGUAAUUAUAUAUAUAUAUAAAUUAAAUUAAGUUAUAUAAGCAUUUGUAUAAAAGAAUUAUAAAGUAAAUUUAGGAUCAGAUAUUAUUUAUUGUUCAGAGACAAAUACAAUUAUAUAAAAGAGAAUUGAAGAAGAUUGUGUAAUAUUGAAUGAAGUUGAAUACAAUUUACCUCUUUAAGAAGAAAAUGAUGAAGAUGCAUGUGUCAUAAAAUUUUCAUCAUUUAAUAUAUCAGAUAAUAUUAAUAAAUAAUAUUUUGAUUCUAUAUUUUGA